UUGAAAACCAUCUCUUUUACGUUGUCAUGUUCUUGAAAUGCUUGCAUUUUUGACUGUUGACUUCUGAAGCAGCCCGUCCUGAUCGGGAAGUGGUCGCGAAAGCUUCCCUCUUUCAGGCAGCUGUGUCUGUGUGUGCAUCUUGGACAAGCAGGGCCCGUUGGGAACGAUGCCACCGCCAUCAGAUAUUGUCAAAGUGGCCAUUGAGUGGCCAGGUGCUAACGCUCAGCUCCUUGAAAUCGACCAGAAACGGCCCCUGGCGUCCAUCAUCAGGGAAGUUUGCGACGGGUGGUCGCUGCCAAACCCAGAGUAUUACACCCUUCGGUACGCGGAUGGGCCUCAGCUCUACAUCACCGAGCAGACUCGCAGUGACAUUAAGAAUGGGACAAUCUUACAGCUGGCUGUCUCCCCGUCCCGGGCUGCGCGGCAGCUGAUGGAGCGGACCCAGUCGUCCAGCAUGGAGACCCGGCUGGACGCCAUGAAGGAGCUGGCUAAGCUGUCUGCCGAUGUGACCUUCGCCACUGAGUUCAUCAACAUGGAUGGCAUCGUGGUGCUCACGCGGCUUGUGGAAAGUGGAACCAAGCUCUUGUCCCACUACAGUGAGAUGCUGGCAUUCACCCUGACUGCCUUCUUAGAGCUCAUGGACCACGGCAUUGUCUCCUGGGACAUGGUUUCCAUCACCUUCAUUAAGCAGAUUGCAGGGUACGUGAGCCAGCCCAUGGUGGACGUGUCCAUCCUGCAGAGGUCCCUGGCCAUCCUGGAGAGCAUGGUCCUGAACAGCCAGAGCCUGUACCAGAAGAUAGCGGAGGAAAUCACCGUGGGGCAGCUCAUCGGUCACCUGCAGGUCUCCAACCAGGAAAUUCAGACCUACGCCAUUGCUUUGAUCAACGCACUUUUUCUGAAGGCUCCUGAGGACAAGAGACAGGACAAGCACCUUAAUCCUCUAGACCUGCCUGUCACUGAUAUGGCCAAUGCAUUUGCACAGAAGCACCUUCGAUCCAUAAUCCUAAAUCACGUGAUCCGAGGGAACCGCCCAAUCAAAACCGAGAUGGCCCAUCAGCUGUAUGUCUUGCAAGUCCUGACCUUUAACCUUCUGGAAGAAAGGAUGAUGACCAAGAUGGACCCCAAUGACCAGGCCCAGAGAGACAUAAUAUUCGAACUGAGGAGGAUUGCAUUUGACGCAGAAUCUGACCCCAGCAAUGUCCCUGGGAGUGGGACUGAGAAGCGCAAAGCCAUGUAUACCAAGGACUAUAAAAUGCUGGGAUUUACUAACCACAUCAACCCAGCGAUGGACUUUACGCAGACUCCUCCGGGAAUGCUGGCCUUGGACAACAUGCUGUACUUGGCCAAGGUCCACCAGGACACCUACAUCCGGAUUGUCCUGGAGAACAGCAGUCGCGAAGACAAACACGAAUGCCCCUUUGGCCGCAGUGCCAUCGAGCUUACCAAAAUGCUCUGUGAGAUCCUCCAGGUUGGGGAGCUACCAAACGAAGGACGCAACGACUACCACCCGAUGUUCUUUACCCACGACCGAGCUUUUGAAGAGCUCUUUGGAAUCUGCAUCCAGCUAUUGAACAAGACCUGGAAGGAGAUGAGGGCAACAGCUGAGGACUUCAACAAGGUCAUGCAGGUUGUCCGAGAGCAGAUCACUCGUGCUCUGCCCUCCAAACCCAACUCCCUGGAUCAGUUCAAGAGCAAACUGCGCAGCCUGAGCUACUCGGAGAUUCUGCGACUGCGCCAGUCAGAGAGGAUGAGUCAGGACGACUUCCAGUCCCCGCCCAUUGUGGAGCUGAGGGAGAAGAUCCAGCCCGAGAUCCUGGAGCUGAUCAAGCAGCAGCGCCUGAACCGGCUCUGUGAGGGCAGCAGCUUCCGGAAGAUUGGGAACCGCCGGAGGCAAGAACGUUUCUGGUACUGCCGCUUGGCACUGAACCACAAGGUCCUGCACUAUGGCGAUCUGGAUGACAACCCUCAAGGGGAGGUGACAUUUGAAUCCCUGCAGGAGAAAAUUCCUGUUGCAGACAUUAAGGCCAUUGUCACUGGGAAAGAUUGUCCCCACAUGAAGGAGAAAAGUGCUCUGAAACAGAACAAGGAGGUGCUGGAGUUGGCUUUCUCCAUCCUGUAUGACCCCGACGAGACCUUAAACUUCAUCGCGCCCAAUAAGUACGAGUACUGCAUCUGGAUCGACGGCCUCAGUGCCCUUCUGGGGAAGGACAUGUCCAGCGAGCUGACUAAGAGUGACCUGGACACCCUGCUGAGCAUGGAGAUGAAGCUGCGGCUCCUGGACCUGGAGAACAUCCAGAUCCCUGAAGCUCCCCCGCCGGUGCCCAAGGAGCCCAGCAGCUACGACUUCGUCUAUCACUACAGCUGAGCCUGACGCCGCAGGUGACGGCACCCAGGAAGGGAUUGGGGCCCAGAGGAAACACUCACAGUCUGGUGCCUUGUCUUUUGCUUGUACAGAAUCUGUAGUGACCAUGGUGGCCAGGAAAUGCCAACCAUUGCUCCAACCCACCUCAGACCACCCAGAGCUUCCUCUUGGUCCCCAUCUCCUGUGAGUCAUAAGGGCAGGUGCUCUGGCCUCCCCGUCACUGUGGAGCCUGGGUUCAGGCCACGAGGAGCGAGCAGCAGAUGCCCUUGCCUUCCGGGCCGAGAAACUGCUCCUUGAGCUGGAUUUAACAAAAGCCACUUACCUUUUCUUCCGGAGCCUGCUCCCUGGCGGUCAGCCGGCUCCCCGUGUGGGCAGGGGCUGGCCCAGGAAGGCUGCUGCAGAGGACCGACGAGCUGGGCGUGCUGAGAGCCUUGGAGAGACUGCCUUUGGCCGACCCGUGCCUGUGUCUUAGAUCUGAGCCGAGGCCUUGCCCUUGCCUGUGUCGUCUUUGUGAGGGCUUACUCCGGCCUCACACAGGGCCCACCUGCCGCUGCCGCCGCCGCCGCCGCCGCCUAGGUCGGCUCUGAGGCUCUGGUCUCCGGAGCCACCAGAUCUCUCGCCCACGCAGUUGUCUGAGCAGAUGGAAAUUUCUACCUACAAGCCCUCAGUCUCUCAUCCUGGCAAGCCAGAGUCAGGGAGGCUGAGUCCCUCCCUCUUGGCCUCAAGGAACUCUGCCCAGAGAGCCUGGGUGAGGCUGGGCCUAGACUGGCGAGGUCGCUAGAUCCCACUGUCCUGCCCCCACACUUACACCUUUCCCUUCCUCUGGGAGAGAUCACCCACUGAACCGGAAGAGCAUCCCCCUCCAGUUGGCUUUCCUUUGGCCUUCCAGACCUCAGGAAACUUGCCUUCCCUUCCUCCCCACCCAGCGCUGUGGUUCCUCCCUCGGGCCGUGAUUUCAGGGCGCUGGCUGAGGCCACAGCUGUGCCAACGGGGCAUCCUUGGUGCUGCUGCACUCGUAAACCACACGCACAGCCUCUGCUUGGACAUAUGUGAACAUGGCAUUCAGUAGUGGUAGCCUGGCAUGGUAGGUACUACCCAAUGAAGAGUGUACUAUAUAUUUUCUUUACUAUAGGCCAUACUUAUACAGACAUGUAUAUAUAUUUAUAUAUAAGCUCUACCUAUCCUAGGAUGGACUGUGUGAGGGGAAAUAAAAUUGGAGGCAAAAACAAAAACAAAACAAAACAAAAAGUAACACUUCCAGUUGUGAGCCAAGACUGUAACCUGAGAGCAGCCAGGAGCUUCCUGUUAGUAACCGUGUUUUCAAUAA
Molecule: messenger RNA, 3689 nt
Organism: Pteronotus mesoamericanus
Lineage: Eukaryota; Metazoa; Chordata; Mammalia; Chiroptera; Mormoopidae
Gene: ELMO2
Product: engulfment and cell motility 2
Exons: 22
Coding region: 167-2365 (732 amino acids)
Biological process (GO): actin filament organization; cell motility; DNA integration
Source: RefSeq, a predicted model, not a curated record